Molecule: messenger RNA, 2466 nt
Organism: Pseudogymnoascus verrucosus
Lineage: Eukaryota; Fungi; Ascomycota; Leotiomycetes; Thelebolales; Thelebolaceae
Gene: SLM5
Product: asparaginyl-tRNA synthetase
Exons: 3
Coding region: 311-1858 (515 amino acids)
Biological process (GO): asparaginyl-tRNA aminoacylation
Cellular component (GO): mitochondrion
Molecular function (GO): asparagine-tRNA ligase activity; ATP binding
Source: RefSeq, a predicted model, not a curated record
GUAGGACAACAUAUUACAAUCAGGGGAAUCGAGGGUGACAUGGAUGGCGGCAUUUGAUAUGAGACUGUUACGCGCAAAAACUUGACCUGUCGCUUAGCGCGAGGCUGUGAUCGCUUUUUGGCUGGACCCCAACCGCCAUCCGCGUAACGCAUAUCCAAAGAAAAAUUAUUGUCGCAAAAAAGGGGUCGGAGCAGUGACUCCCAAUCAGACCUUUAUUCAGCGCUUUUGUUUCUGCUGCUGCUGCUGCCGCGUACAGGUAACAGGAGCACAGCGCAUCUGCCCUGUGACGUACCCAACUUGAACCCUCUGCAUGUCGUCCACCAUCAUGCCCGUGGCCCAAAGGGGGCUCCAACGGUGCCUGCGACUCGGCGCGCACGGCAGGGUACAGCAGCGAUUCCACUCCUCGGCCCCCUCUCCCACCGCAUCUCCGCUCUCAGUAGCCAAACUCCUCGCCACGCCGGCCGAUGACGGCGAGAGACAGGUUUACGGCUUCGUUCGCUCGAUACGGAAGCAGAAAACACGUGCCUUUGCCGCCAUUGGGGAUGGCUCCAGCCUCGAACCCCUUCAGGCGCUUUUGACGCCUGCGCAGGCCGAGAACCUCACUACCGGUGCCGCCGUACACCUCACCGGCCAGUGGACCGCCUCCCCCGCCAAAGCCACCCAGGCCAGCGAGCUACACGUGAACGCCGUUGACCUCAUCGGCGCGUCAGAUGCCACCACUUACCCUCUGCAAAAGAAGUUUCAAACCGUAGAGUACCUACGCACCCUUCCGCACCUUCGCGCCCGCCUACCCUCCAACGCCCUCCUCCUCCGUCUCCGCUCCCAUGCCAUCGCGCACCUAACCACCUUCUUCGCCGCACGCGAGUUCACGCAGACGCACCCUCCCAUUCUGACCUCGUCGGACUGUGAGGGCGCGGGUGAAGUAUUCGGCAUCAGCACCGCAGCAGAAUCUCCCAGCGAUGCUUAUGACCCGGCAGCGAGCGGGGAGGCAGCAACCGCUCCUAGCAGUGCAGCGGUGCCGUUUUUCCGCACGCCAAAAUACCUAACCGUCUCGUCGCAACUUCACCUCGAGGCACUCGCACAGGCGGUUGGAGGAGUAUGGACGCUAUCGCCUACAUUCCGCGCGGAGCGUAGCGAUACGGCGCGCCAUUUGAGCGAGUUCUACAUGCUUGAGGCGGAGGCGACGUUCGUGUCCUCGCUCGAUGAGGUUAUGGAUCUCGCCGAGGACAUGAUACGCAGCGUGACGAAGGGGCUGAACGACAGCACUAUCGGGGAGGAAGUGCUACGUGGACAGAGGCGCGAGGGCGAGGAAGGGAUGGAUCUAGAGGGGCGGUGGAAGGGGAUUCUAGAGGGACCGUGGCCGCGGAUCACGUAUACGCAGGCCAUUGAUGCCCUAGUCGCGAGUGGCGAGACGUUUGAGCAUGCUCCCGUCUGGGGCGCUGGUCUACAGGCAGAACAUGAGCGCUUUUUGGCACGGGAAGUAGGAAAAGGGGGUCCUGUGUUCGUCACCAAGUAUCCAGCUGAGAUAAAGCCCUUCUACAUGCUUCCUUCCUCUACCUCUGGAGUUCCAGAGGACAAGAAAACAGUCGACUGCUUCGAUCUCCUCCUCCCCGACGUCUGCGAAGUAGCCGGCGGCUCGCUGCGCGAACACAGCCUCGAGCCUCUCCAGGCCGCGAUGCGCAAGCACGGCGUGGCGGAGGAGGGGAUGGAGUGGUACACCGACCUUCGGCGGUGGGGCAGUGUACCACACGGCGGGUUUGGGGUCGGUUUCGAUCGCCUGCUCGUGUAUCUGGGGGGCGUGGGGAAUAUUCGCGAGGUUGUUGCUUUUCCGCGGUGGGUGGGACGGUGUGAGUGUUAGAGGAUUAAUAAGGGGAGGAGGGGGAGGUUUGGGUGGGAGGUGAUGUCUAUACGAGCGGUGGAGGUUGGUCGCGAAUCCCUCACCUCACCUCGUUCCUUCGACCAUCGGCGCUGAAGGAUUUCCGAACACCAUUGCAACACCGGGUUUUCGAUCCCUCGUCCGCGCCAAUCAUCUCCACUUCGCUCGGCGGCGAAGGAUUGAGCUUGCAGCCCUACCAGACCGCUCAUCUCUUCCUUCCUUCGUCGCUCGCUUCCUUUUCAUUCAUUCCUUCAGGGAUCACGACAACGCACCGGCCUUACUCUAUGUAUAAAUACACUCGACGCAGCGCAUUGUCGAGCCUUAUGCGGCUGCCUUCCCGGAAGGAGCGCAAUAAUGGCCUCAUCUCAUUCAACCCCUCGGCGUCUGCUCAAUCUCCUCCGCGCGCACGCGAUCCGUAACCAUCAUUCCGCUGAUUAUCCAGCGAGUGGUGGUUGCUUCGGUGCUUUAAGGGGGGGUGUACUUCGACUGGAAGUACUGUACAAUACAACGUAACAAAACAAUGUAAGCUUCAGUAUUCAAUAGAACCACAAACUGUAAAAUAGCCAAUGUAAAAAUCAAAUAAACUCCAC